AUCCACCAAAACAUAAAUCACCAUUUCGUGUACCAAAAUCCACUCUAAUCUCUCCACUAAAUUCGUGCAAAAUACCCAAAGGCUAAGCCAUGAAGGUGAGAGUAGAGAGCACUAGAAUCAUCAAGCCUCUAUAUGAAGGAAACCCUCCUUCAAAAACAAGCCACACACCCCUCAGCGUCUUUGACAAGGUAUCAUAUGAUGCUCAAAUGGCUGUUAUUUAUGCCUACCACCCACCCACCCCUCCAAAUGCCACCAUCGAGUUGGGGCUCAGGAAAGCUCUCUCGGUGUAUAGGGAAUGGGCUGGGAGAUUAGGCAAAGACAACAAGGGUAAGCCCGUCAUUUUACUCAAUGAUGAGGGGGUUAGAUUUGUGGAAGCUGUAGGUGACACAAGCCUCAACAAGGUGAUGCCCUUAAAGCCAUCUUCCUCAUUGCUCAACCUUCAUCCUAGUUUGAAGGGCGUGACAGAACUAGUCCAAGUCCAGCUCACACGUUUCACAUGCGGCUCUCUCGUGAUCGGGUUCACCUCUCAUCACCUUAUCGCUGAUGGUCACUCAACCAGCAAUUUCUUGGUUGCAUGGGGAAAGGCUUGUCGCGACCAUCUCGGUCCGAUCGAACCAUUUCCUCUCCGUGACCGCACCAUUUUCAUCCCACGAAACCCCCCGAGGGUCGAGUAUGAGCAUGUCGGAGCCGAAUACAAGACAACGUCGUCCAAGCAAAUGAUGAAAAAAGACAAUUUCCUUGACGAUGACAUGAUGAAAACACUCAUAUUGGAUGACGAUAUUGUGGUUCACAAAGUCCACUUCACCUUAGAGUUCCUAGCGAAACUCAAGGCCAAGGCCUCCGCCAUGAAACCGAACAACGCGAGGCCAUACAGCACGUUCGAGAGCCUCGUCGCGCAUCUAUGGCGGGCAAUAACCAAGGCAAGAAAUCUCGGAGGCUACGAAAGCACCCACAUAAAGAUAUCUGUGGAUGGCCGUGCACGGUUGAACCCGAAAGUACCCAAUGACUACUUCGGCAACCUGGUCCUAUGGGCCUUUCCCACGGCGAAGGUUAAAGACCUGCUGCGUGAGCCACUUCCUUACGCCGCCAAACUCAUCCACGACGCCGUCGCUAAGGUGAACAACAACUAUUUCAGAUCAUUCAUAGAUUUUGCAAACUCCGAGGAGGCAGAGUACGGCGGUCUUGUACCGACAGCCGACAUGGACAAACACAUUCUCCGUCCUAAUCUAGAGGUUGAUAGCUGGCUAAGGUUCCCAUUUUAUGACUUGGAUUUUGGGACUGGCUGUCCCUACAUUUUCAUGCCUUCAUACUACCCAACAGAAGGAAUGAUGUUUCUGCUUCCUUCCUUCAUAGGAGAUGGAAGCAUAGACGCUUUCAUUCCUUUGUUCCAGGACAACUUGGCCACUUUCAAGCAGAUUUGCUACUCUCUUGAUUGAUCGAAGACAUCAAGUGAACUGUUAAUUUUUUUUACCGUGUUUGAGUUUAACCAAACACUAGCUAUAUAUUUAAUCCCCCCCCCCCCAAGCCAUAUUUGUAACUACUUUUUUCGUCACAUGAGUUUGUUAUCUGCUUUUGAGCUGAGUUAGCAACUUACCAUACCAAUAUACAAUACAAUAAUCUUUCUUUGAA
Cuscuta europaea is the source of this 1629-nucleotide messenger RNA. NCBI's taxonomy places the organism in Eukaryota, Viridiplantae, Streptophyta, Magnoliopsida, Solanales, Convolvulaceae. The record is from the annotation of a GenBank genome assembly.